This is a messenger RNA of Symbiodinium sp. CCMP2592, 528 nucleotides long. NCBI's taxonomy places the organism in Eukaryota, Dinophyceae, Suessiales, Symbiodiniaceae. The record is from the annotation of a GenBank genome assembly.
AUGGCGCACGUGAACGACGGUCGGUACGCCAGUACGCCAAGAGAACGAGCCAAAAGAGAGCUCGUAGACAGAUUGGUGAGUCUGGAGAAGAGGCAACGUGAGGAUGAGACGACCGGGCUGGAUGCGGCAGAUAUCGCUGACUGGGGUCGAGGAGUUCUCCGGGGACAAUAUCUGCGGGCGUGGCAAAAAGUGAUUGCGGCUCAGCCCAGCUGGGUGUGGGAAAACGAAGACGAAACACCGGAGGAUGAGAAGUCCGAUGCAAGUGAUCUGGAGGACAUGGAAAUUGGGGACGGUGUCCUGCGUGCAGCGAAAGCUGCUUUGGUUCGGUUGUGGCGACAUGAGGUUGCAGAGAAUGACCCAGAGCUCACUCAACGACAGCUGGGAGGAAGACAGGGCGCCUACCUGCGCGGUUUGGCAAACUUCUCCUGGCGCGAUACGUUGGACGAAGCUCGGCGUCGUUUGGGCCUAGUCGCAUGGAAGCGGUGGGUGGAACAGGUUCGGAUUAUGCAAGGUCCGCGCGAUCCAUAA